AUGGAUAUUGUAAUAUAUCUUAUAGUACUUAUUGUAUGCGGGAUGGUGUUUACAGGUUGUUACGGCUGCUAUAAAUUUGGAGUAUGCGACUGUUGUUGCAAAAGAUCUUACGCAUCUAGUAGCUCAUCAGAUUGUGCAGUUCAGCGUACAAACUACCCAGCUGCUCAAUAUUCAUCAAAUGCAGUACAAAAUCGAAAUAUUUACUCGCAAAGAAGUGAUUUGUCAGACGACAUUCUUCUUGGUAUUGCAUUGAACCAAUUUCAAAAGGAGCAGGCAAGGGAUAUAGCAUUACUUACAAAAGAGUUAAUUGAAAUACAGCAAAUAAUCAAUAAUGGUACUCUUCAAGAUGUGAUAAACUUGUCAAUUGUUUUUCUUCAUCACCUUGAUUAUUUACAAAAUUCCUUAGAGGGUUUGAAAAUGCUUGAAGAUUUCAGAGAACUAUUAAGAGCGAUAAGGGAUGAAAUUGUUAGUGCUUUGCAAACAAGGAGAACUAUUAGAAUUGCAAUCAUUGAACGCAAUGGAAAUCAGAUCAGAGGUAUUGUUGCUCAAUUCCAAGCAUGA
This is a messenger RNA of Trichomonas vaginalis G3, 561 nucleotides long. RefSeq lists its product as uncharacterized. The transcript has a single exon. The record is from RefSeq and is a predicted model, not a curated record. The coding region runs from base 1 to 561 and encodes 186 amino acids. NCBI's taxonomy places the organism in Eukaryota, Parabasalia, Trichomonadida, Trichomonadidae.